UCUAAACAACGCUGGUUUGUUAACUUGGACAGAAGGUUGCCCCAGCUUUGAAGACCAAGGCGCAGUGCUCCGGGCACUUUUUUUUUUCCAUCGUAAGGAGACUUUCCGCGGCAAGCUGCAGAAGAAGUUGCCACGCCAUGAAAGGUUAUUGCCUCUAAGAUGAAGGAGGAGCGGAGAGGGAAUUUUUUUUUUGGACAGGCCGUAGGUCGGGGGUGUCAUUUCAGAAGGGCGCUGCUGAAGGAGUAUGAGGACCAUGACGAGGACUCAGACAGCGACGAAGGGGAGCAGGACCUUCCCGGGCUUUCUAGCCAUGAGUCCAGCUUGUCUCUGAGCACUCCUGGUAACUCCUCGCUGGUGGGGUCCUUCGGCCUCUGCAGUGGUGAAGAUGGAGGCCAACCAAAAGGCAAAGAAGAAGAUAGAGCGGCAAGGACUACUAGGGUCAUGUGGUAUCACCAGCCCGGAGAACGAGGUCAAGAUCCGCAAGCGUUCGGCUAAAAUAGAAACCCGGGCCCGUCCUGACAAGACUCUGAAGAAGAAAUCCCUGAGCCACAAGGGCAAACUGGAUGGAAAUAUCAAGCGAAAAUCCCCUUCCGACAAUGGGACACUGACACCCAGCAAGGGAUUAUUCUGCACCGCAAACCAGGUCCUGAAGAAGGACAAGAAGAGCAAAAACAU
Molecule: messenger RNA, 675 nt
Organism: Staurois parvus
Lineage: Eukaryota; Metazoa; Chordata; Amphibia; Anura; Ranidae
Source: the annotation of a GenBank genome assembly